Molecule: messenger RNA, 825 nt
Organism: Antechinus flavipes (yellow-footed antechinus)
Lineage: Eukaryota; Metazoa; Chordata; Mammalia; Dasyuromorphia; Dasyuridae
Gene: CIMIP5
Product: chromosome 2 C2orf50 homolog
Exons: 3
Coding region: 297-779 (160 amino acids)
Source: RefSeq, a predicted model, not a curated record
CAUGUGGACUGAGGUUUGGAAGGGAAGCUGAGACAGAAAGGAGAGAGAGGCUUUAUAACUUACAGAGGGGAUUCUGCCCUGGCCCAGAUCAGGCUAGAUGAGCUUGGAGAUUUGUUCUAGCUCUCAGAUCUCAGGGGCUCAGCGGACCGGUGCAGAACCAGGAAAUAACAAGCCAAGAAGCUUGCUUUAAUAUUCUUGGAUGCAGGUGGUUCCAUCCUUGCAUCUUGGAUGCAAGAGGGAGCAGCAGAUACCAGAAGACCUCUCUUGACAGACACUUUAAGCAAGAUACUUUCAGAAUGGGAAGUCCUUCUUCAGCAUUGAAGAGACCUACAUUAGCUGGCCGCAGACAACAACCACCCAGGCCCUUUGACUCAGCCCUGGUUUCUGCCCCUGCCCUCCCUAGUAUUCCAGCAAGUAUCAGCCCCACCAGGACACAAGGGGCCCAAGCCCGGGAGGCUGAGCAGGCUGCACUGCAGGCAAACCAGGUCCAUCAGGAUAACCUGUGGAGGGAGCUGCUGGAGGCUGAGCUCAGAAGCAACAAACGCUGGGUUGAAAAUUGGAGUUUUUUGAAAGACUAUGAUCAAAUGGGUAAUAAAAAAGAACAUCCAAAAUUACCAGAAUACAUCUCCUUAUUUUCUGACACAGUUCCCAGCACAACUAAUCAAGUUAUUGGCAGCAGGGUGAAUACAGAGCUAGGUAAGAAGAUAGCAAGUAUGGAUUUCUUCUUUGUGGAAGGAAACCGUAAGAAGAAACUUAAGGAUGAUUUUCAAUCCAUCUAGUAUCCCAAAGAAAUAUUGCAAAAUUCCCAAAGAAAUUUGUCCCCAA